AGAAAAUUAUUUAGAGAAUAAAUUACUAGAGACGCCAUCCGCACGAAAAGUAAGUGUUAGCAUAUUUAGAACCAUGAGUAUGAAAAGACUAUCAAGAAAUAAUUAUGCAGUGACGAAAAAACAGUAUUACUCAUUGGCUAAUAUGGUAAUUAUUUCGGCAAACACGAGAGACAACUUCGAACAUAUUUCGAUCUUAUUAUGCUCUCAUUAGCAAAGUGUAGACGUCAUAUAUUUACUUGGUGAACACCCUGUCUCUACUUCAGCAAGUACCAUUUCUUGCUACUGCUCUCAAAUUUAUAUCUUAAAAAACAAAAAAGAGUUUAAGAGACAUGAUGCAAAUGAGUUUUGAGAAGUUUGCCCAAAUGGCCAGCGAAAGAGAAGAGAUGAGCAGUAUUCCCAAGCAAGUGUGGAUGACGGACCACAAAAGUAAACAGCAGAAAGAAUUCAGAGACAAACAGACAGAACUGCAGCAUCAGGAGAGGAAACCAUUUAAUAAUGGCAAACAGGAGUCAAUGAGCUUUAAAGCUAUCGAAAAAGCCAUAAAAUCCCGCGAACAGCAACGGUCUGAGAGAUUUACAAAAACUCAAGAAAAACGACUUCAUGAUGUUGAAAAAUUGAUCCAGAGUUUUCAGUCUGACCAAGCGAAGAUCAAGCAGCAGUAUUCUCUUCCAAAAUGGCCUUCAUACAGUCACUCUAAAAGAACUAUUGUCUCACCAAAUUCCUCCAAAUCAUCAUUGCACUCAAAGAAUUUAAUGACAACCAGAACUAUUCAUACACCAGAAGCUUAUAACACAUCAAGAGUACAAGAAAGCAAGAGACCACACUUGCAGUCUGCAAACCAAAGUUUUUUCAGUCUAGAACAUCCACGUAACAAGGUACCGCAACCAAAUUCUCCAACUGAAAGUUCUUCUAAUUACGUUGCAACGGUUUCUGAUAAACCUAAUUCAUCGAAAACCAAAGAUAUUAGUCGUGUUCUCUCAUCAGACAAACCAUAUCAAGAUAUUGUACGAUGCCAGCGACCUGAGAUCACAAGAAAAGUUAUCGUUGCUGACUCCAAGCCUUACAUUCAACGCCUUGCAGACAUCAAACAAGGAAACCUUCAAUCAGCAAAAGUUCACGACAAACCAAAACUUUAUGGAGUAAAGAAAAUACCAACGGAUCAUAGCAACUCUUCAAAAAACCAAAAAGAACAUUUGCAGAAAGGAAACAACUCCAAUCCUCUUCACAAUCAAAGAUAUGAACAAACUUAUACUUUCCAUCAAAGAAUUCCAAGGCACAAACCACUUUCUUAUACCGAAAGACUUCGACAACUCUCAAAUAGAGGUACCUACACCUCGAAAGGAUUUCUAAAUAACACAGUAACACUUAAAAAAGCCACACUCAAUGGUCACCACCCACAGCAGCAAAUCCCAACUCAACACAGAAUGAAAAUGACGCAGGACAAGACCCCUGUCCGACAUCAUCCAUAUGGAGAUUCCCAUCAGAGUCCUGAUGACUAUUUAUCCGAUGUCAGUGAAUGGUCUUUGGAUGACCGCAUCAAAAGCAUUCUUUAUGAAGACAAAAAGACUUCGGAGCAAGAAUUCCCAGAUGAAGGUUCCAACUCAGCAUCUGACUAUUACGAUGAAGUGAUUUCCACCCCACAACUGGAUCCUAUAGAUGUGGUGGCUUCUUUGAGUUCCUGUUCUUUGUCAAGUCAUAUUGACUGGACAGCAGUGGAGAAAGGACUUACAGAACAAAUCAACUCUUAAGAAGGAUUCUCGCUUACCGAAAAGAGAAUAUCAAAAGAUAGAAUCCAUUUUUAAAACAGUCUUUGUUGAUAUUUCCUCAAAAAAUAUUGCUUAGUACACAGAUUUUUUGGUAAAUUCUCAUGUUACAAAGUGACUCAUAGAAUCAACUUACAAAGUGACUAAACUGUAAAUAUAUUCUUAAAAAAAAAAAAGCUUCAUUUUAGUUAUAUCAACUUUUGUAAUAAAAAUUAUCAUUUGUUAAA
Molecule: messenger RNA, 1990 nt
Organism: Octopus sinensis (East Asian common octopus)
Lineage: Eukaryota; Metazoa; Mollusca; Cephalopoda; Octopoda; Octopodidae
Exons: 8
Coding region: 330-1748 (472 amino acids)
Source: RefSeq, a predicted model, not a curated record